This is a messenger RNA of Acromyrmex echinatior (Panamanian leafcutter ant), 3478 nucleotides long. RefSeq names its product extended synaptotagmin-like protein 2 (gene Esyt2). Gene Ontology annotation, biological process: lipid transport. The record is from RefSeq and is a predicted model, not a curated record. Gene Ontology annotation, molecular function: phosphatidylcholine binding; phosphatidylinositol binding; calcium-dependent phospholipid binding. Gene Ontology annotation, cellular component: endoplasmic reticulum membrane. Lineage: Eukaryota; Metazoa; Arthropoda; Insecta; Hymenoptera; Formicidae.
CAGAACAGUACUACAGUGCUGGCAGCUACUGGCAGCACAGUUUGGCGUACGGUCACGGUAUCCUGUAAUCGUGCGCGUGUUCGCGCGUUGUCAUCACCGCUAAAAAAAAAACAAGGAGAGAACACAGAACUGGACGGAAUACGUACACGCCGAUGCUGCAAGUAAAACCAAGAUCUGAUUAAUAAUAUCAAAUAAGAUUUGAAAAUAGAAACUAAAGGAAAGAGAAUAAAACAAUGGAAGGAGAAUCGGAAAACAAUUCUUUUAAUAAAAAUUCCAAACCAAUUACUUGGCCGUACAUGAACGUCAGCUCGCUAACUAUAUCGUUUUUGACUAAACUGGCGGCGGCUGGUAUCAUCUGGGGAUGGGGAUACUUCAACUAUAGCAUAGCCUGGUUAAUCGCGCCAAUCGCGUUUUCCGUAUGGAAAGCAGAACGGAAAAGAGACAACGAAUUAAGAACAAUUACAGCACAAGCCAGUGUGCUGGCUAAAGAAAAGGAAUUGAUCGUCAGUCGAAUGAAUGAAUUACCCUCAUGGGUAUAUUUUCCGGACUUUGAUAGAGCCGAAUGGCUAAAUAGAAUCUUAUAUAAGGUAUGGCCAAGUAUGAAUCAGUUUGUCCGUCAGCUAUGUAAGCAAAGUAUAGAACCGUCGAUUGUUGAAAAACUGACUGAAUAUAAAAUCAAAGGCUUUCAAUUUGACCGUCUAGUCCUGGGUCGCAUUCCACCAAAAAUUUAUGGGAUCAAAGUAUAUGAUAAAAAUACCUCAAGAAAUGAGAUCAUCUUAGAUGCAGAUAUUAUGUAUGCUGGUGACUGUGAUAUUACCUUUUUCGUUGGAAACAUCAAAGGUGGUAUUAAAGAUUUUCAAAUACAUGGUUUAGUGCGCGUUGUUAUGAAACCUAUGCUGCCCAUGAUGCCGUUAAUCGGAGGUGUACAGAUAUUUUACUUGAAUGUUCCUACCAUUAACUUCAAUUUAGUAGGAGUGGCUGAUGUAUUAGAUCUACCUGGAUUCAAUGAAAUUUUAAGAAAGACAAUCGUUGAACAGAUAUCAGCCAUAGUUGUAUUGCCAAACAAAAUAAUUAUACCCUUAAGCGAAGAAAUACCUAUGGAGUCUCUAAAAAUACCUGAACCCGAAGGUGUUCUAAGAAUUCAUGUUGUAGAAGCAAAGCAUCUGAUGAAAAAAGAUAUUGGAAUGCUAGGUAAGGGCAAGUCUGAUCCGUAUGCUGUCAUAAAUGUUGGUGCCCAGGAAUUCAGAACAAAAAUAAUUGACAAUACUGUUAAUCCAAAAUGGGACUACUGGUGUGAGGCUGUGAUCAGUUCAUGCAAUAUGCAAGAAGCUGUGGUAUCUCUUUGGGAUUGGGAUCCUAAUGUCCCAGGGGUACAAUAUGAUGAUUUCCUUGGCAGGGCCACUAUCGAAGUUAAUCGAGUGAAAAAAAAGGGCACGAUCGAUACGUGGAUCUCUUUGGAGCAAGCAAAGCAUGGCAUGGUUCAUUUGCGAUUAACGUGGCUACAAUUUUCAAAAGAACCUGCCGAUUUAAGAGCUGCUUUAGUGGAAACUCAGGAACUUAGAGUUACAUCAAUGAGUACAGCCCUUCUCACACUUUAUAUUGAUUCUGCUAAAAAUUUACCGUGUAUUCGAGGAAAUAAACAACCCGACGUUUACUUGGAAGCAAGUGUCGGUGGAAAAACUGAAAGAACAGCCACUGUACAACGUUCUUGCGAUCCUGUAUGGGAACAAGGAUUCACCUUUUUAGUUAGCAAUCCUGAAACUGGAGUUUUACAUAUAAAGAUUAUAGACGAGAAAACUGCCAUAACAAUUGGGGAGAUGAGCUAUAAUCUGCAAAAGGCCGAAGUGGACAGCAAACUUGUAUUAUCAAUGACAUUAAAUAUCUUGAAAUAUGAGCAGCCUGAACCUACUUCCGAGGAAGACGAAGAUGAUCAUGACAUCAAUGAAUUGAAUAGACGAAUCGAACGUCAAGAAUCCACCACUAGUAAUGUACUCUCUUCUAGUGUACCACCGAGCCCUCUUAAAAAAGAGCCUUCUAAAGAAUCGGUCAACAGUCAACCUCGUAGCAUUGGAUCCGCCGCGGCACUUUUACUUGAGGAACCAAUAGCGGUGGAAGAAGAAUUAAUACUCAGCACCAGCGCUCCGUCCUCUUUUACCGGAAGCCCUCAGCUUAUCCAUAGAAAUCCGAGUAUUACGUCUUCUUCGGGCGAAUCGAAAUUAGGAAGAAUACAAUUGACUAUACGAUACAGCACGCAGAGACAGAAACUCAGUAUUUUCGUACACAAAGUUGCUAAUCUGCCACUUCCCCAAAAUGAUCCGCACAAUAUACCGGAUCCGUAUGUAAAACUAUAUAUUUUGCCGGACAAACAUAAGGAAACGAAGCGCAAAACUGCUGUGAUCAAGGAUAACUGUAAUCCUCAAUUCGACGAGCAAUUCGAAUAUGUAGUCUCGCAAGGAGACUUAAACACACGCGUAUUAGAAGUGUCUGUAUGCACACAAAAGGGUUGGCUCUCUACCGGAAGUAACGUGAUGGGACAGGUUCACUUGAAAUUGAGUGAAAUCAACAUUUCGAAGACGGUAACCAGCUGGUACGAUUUACAACCGGAAAUCAAAGACUAGAAAAAAAGGAAAAAUAAGUGGGGAUUCGAGCGUUUGUGCGUCUGUUUGACGAAACAACCGCUUAAAUUCCCACUUAAUAAUUUUUACAAACGAUGAAAGUCUCAAAUGUUACAAUUACCUCUAUAUUCCGUUGACCAUUAUUGUUAAAUUGAUAAUUUAUUAAGGUAAGUUAAUACGUGGUGCUAUGUGAGAUGCAAGACGUCUUGCGAAAAACGAUAAAAAAUAUUUAAAGAGAUUCGUACUUACGUCUAAUGGCAUGAAAUGAGAUCUGAUAUAUAAUUUUGCCGCAACUACAAAGCAGGGGCGGAUUGGCUUGGCUGAUUUAGUAAUUUCAAAUUUCUGAUAUACAUUCUAUUAUAACAUAUUUUAAUACGAUAUACAUGCGCGAAAAGAUCGGAUUUCAACAAAAAUUUCAUGUGUCGUUAUUAUCUUGUUUUUCAAAAUGUGCCUAAAAUAGUUAAACGCUGGCCGUUUAAUUGAAGAAUCCAUUUGCGGUACACAAUGCGUAUUAUAUUUGUAAAUCUCAAUGACGAGAUAACUUAGAGAAUACAAGCUAUUAAAUAUACGCGCAUAAAGGAAUUGAAAAUUUCUCGUUCCAAUGCUGAUCCGCACUUGAUAUAUAAUAUAUUUUGUAUUUUAUGUUUGUAUGAUGAUUAAGUUGCACAAAAUGCACAACUAUGUGCAGACACUAUUACUGAAUGAUCUGAAUAAUAUAACACAUAUAUAUGACACGUGAUUAAUUUAUAUGCUUAUGAAAAUUAGUUACGUAAGUUAAUGUUUUUCGAUAUUGUAUUCCAUGUUUUUUUCUUUACUAUAUCCCAAUACUGUUGUUUGGUUACUAAUAAAGCUGAAUGCAUUUA